AUGGCUUUUUACAAUGGAGACUGCGUUCUUCAGACUGCCAAAUCUCUGUCUUGCCACUAUCAGUCUGGCGAACACGAAAAUGUCUUCUCCACGCCGAUGGCGAUGUCGCGUUAUAUGUUGUUGGAGCCGCGUUUCGUCUCGGAUAACUAUACGAAACGCCGCCGUUGCCACCCCCUGCUCUGUAUCGGUGUAGGCACUGGCAGUUCGACGGGCCUCAUUCUUGUACAGAUAAAUAGCCGUGUAAUGGCUGCCAGUCUAGAUAGCCAUCAUCAUCAUCCAUUUAUACACCUAUUUCUCUUCAUUUGCAGUGCUCAGCAAGAUGCUGAGGCAUUAGUUUGCAGCUCCGUUGUGUCUUUGCGCCCGAGGCUUCCACCACGUGACGCUCAUCAAGAUGUCGCCGAAGUUGAUGACUAG
This is a messenger RNA of Nannizzia gypsea CBS 118893, 414 nucleotides long. RefSeq lists its product as hypothetical. The transcript is spliced from 2 exons. NCBI's taxonomy places the organism in Eukaryota, Fungi, Ascomycota, Eurotiomycetes, Onygenales, Arthrodermataceae. The record is from RefSeq and is a predicted model, not a curated record. Bases 1 to 414 code for a protein of 137 amino acids.